Messenger RNA from Humulus lupulus (European hop), 681 nucleotides. RefSeq lists its product as uncharacterized. The record is from RefSeq and is a predicted model, not a curated record. NCBI's taxonomy places the organism in Eukaryota, Viridiplantae, Streptophyta, Magnoliopsida, Rosales, Cannabaceae. The coding region runs from base 1 to 681 and encodes 226 amino acids. The transcript has a single exon.
AUGGAAAAUGUGCUCAUUAAUGAUAAACUUGUUACUAAUAUUGAUUCUACUGCAAAUGUUGAUUCUAUUGCAGACAUUUCUACUGAUGAUGAUUUUGAUGAUGCUGGUUUAAACGAUGAUAAUAAUGUUGAUUUAGAUGAUGACGAUGAUGACAACGACGACGACAACAACAACAAUGAUGAUGAUGAUGACGAUGAUGAUGAUGAUGACAAAGAUAGUGACGAUGAAGAGGGGGAAAGAAAGAAUAUUGAUGAUGGUCUUGUUGAGGUAAAUUUGAAUGUCCCAUGUCUUGAAAAUAGAACUUUUGAUGAUUACUUUGACGAUGCAUACAUAUGUAAUGUUCCUGAUGCUAGUUCUACACCUCACACUCUUGAAGAUAACCAUUUACCACUUCCUCGUAUAUCCCCAAGUGAUCAUUGUAAUGAAAUAAGUCAUGUUAGUAGUACACCAAGCUCAAAUGCAACAAGUAUUGAUGAAGAUUUUUUUUUUGUUGUUCAAUAUUUUGUGGAUAAGAAAGAGUUGAAGAUGAAAGUACACAUGCUUGCUAUACGGCGAAACUUUGAAUUCAAAGUGAAAAAGUCAAAAAAGAAAUUAGUGGUUUUGGUUUGUGUUGACCCCAAUUGUAAGUGGAGAAUUCGUGCGACAAAGGCAUAUACAAAAGGUUUGUUUGGUUUGUGUUGA